AUGAAGAAGAUGUAUGCAAUUCCUAGCUUGCGGUCGAUGUUUCGCAUUCCUGCAGCCCAUUUUUCAGCUGGGCUUGCGCAGAAGAAGAGACGAAUUGCGUCAGAGAUUUUGAGGGACAAGACCAAAUGGAAUCUCCUGCUCACCAAGCCCGACGACCUUUCGAAGCUGAUGCAGGGGCCGGGACGUGCCGAGACAGUUUGGAAGAAACUCAGACAGGGAAUCGAAGAGAUUCAUGAUAUUCAAGUGAACCCAAUCAUUGUAGAAGCUCUGUGCAAGAAAUGUUAUAUUCCAUCGAUAGAUGUCAAGAAAGUCACGUUGUCAUCAUGUGGGACAAGAAAGCUUCUAAUUGCUCUAGAAGACGGUCAGUCCGUAGAGACUGUUCUCAUCCCCUCCCCAGAGCACCUCGAAUCGGGUAAGAGCAGGACGACCAUCUGCGUGUCCAGUCAAGUUGGCUGUGCUCGAGGAUGCGUCUUCUGCGCCACUGGCAGACUCGGACUCCGAGGCCAGCUCGAGGCCGACGAGAUUCUCAUGCAGGUGUUCCAUGGGCUGCGGGUGAUUCGGGAGGAGAAUCUUCCUGCGAAAGUGUCGAUAGUCUUCAUGGGGAUGGGGGAGCCUCUGAACAACUUCAAGGAGGUGCAGCGAGCGAUCGAGAUGCUCACCUUGCAGGACGCCUUCCGCAUCCACCCCAACGCUGUCACCAUCUCCACUGUUGGGCCCAACCCCGAUGCCAUCAGGAAGCUCGCCCAGUGCCCCACGAGAAUCGCCUGGUCCCUGCACGCAGCUGACGACGAAGUCAGGAAGCGACUAGUGCCGACCCACACGCACACUGCUGUUGCUUUGCGAGAUGCAUUCAUGGAGGUGAUCUUAGCGAGAGACAAGAAGCUGAUGCCUCUCAUCGAGAUAACGCUGGUGGAUGGGAUUAACGAUAGCGAGAAACAUGCAAGGGACCUCGUCGAGUUUUUCAAGCCCUGGCGAGAGCUCGGAAUCAAGAUUAAGAUCAACCUCCUCCCUUGCAACAGCAUAGGGGACCCCGAACUUCGUCCUUCCCAUCCAGAGACAACCUUGAAGUUCCGCAACCUCCUUGUGCAGGAGGGCUGCGUCGCCAUCAUCCGAAGGGCGCGGGGGGACGCAGACGGAUCUGCGUGUGGGCAACUAUCAGCAGAGAUGACGCCUCUCCCCAAGCAAGGGAAAGAGGGAAGGGAGGAAGAGAGAAGCGGCGGGACGGCAGACGUGAAGGUCGAGAUCGACUAA
Messenger RNA from Guillardia theta CCMP2712, 1251 nucleotides. RefSeq lists its product as hypothetical. Gene Ontology annotation, molecular function: iron-sulfur cluster binding; RNA methyltransferase activity. Lineage: Eukaryota; Cryptophyceae; Pyrenomonadales; Geminigeraceae. The coding region runs from base 1 to 1251 and encodes 416 amino acids. The transcript has 8 exons. The record is from RefSeq and is a predicted model, not a curated record. Gene Ontology annotation, biological process: tRNA methylation; rRNA base methylation.